AUGCCCGAACCAUCGCAUCCACCGCUAUACCAAACCCCUCAAGACCACUCUUCAUUAACAACAACCAUCCCACCACCGGCGUACAUCACCAUCGACGUAUCCGACAGCGAAGUCUACGAGCUCGACGAGUUCUCACCUACAUACGACAACAAAGAUGACGACGUCGAAAGCAACAACAACAACGACCAAACCAAUAAGGAUCAAUCCGCCUUCACAUACCAAGCCACGUCCACCGCCCCCAUCCAGAAACCCCGUCGUCUCCGCCGGCUCACAGCAGCCCUACCCAGCCUCUCCUUCAAGCCCAUCGCCACCACCGCCUUCAAACGUAUACGCAUACGCAAGCCUAAGCCUUCCACCUACCGCCCAUUUGCAGGAACCCUCAAAAGAAAACGAAUAUGCCCCUGCUCCGGAACCAGCAUAGUCGUAGGGUUUCUCGUGCUCGCCGCCAUCGGCCUGACCGUCGGCAUGAUCAUCGGCCUAAUCGCUUCCCAUGACGCGGAAGAACAGGCAGCGGCCAAAGCUAGGGUGGUUCUUGCAGAUUACUGGUCCUCUCUCGUGACGAUUUUCAACCGCUGGACUGGGUCUUCGUGAGUAUAAGGCCGUGAUGGGAUUGACAGUCUAAGUUGGGCAGGGAGGGCUUGCUCGGUUGGCGUUAAGUUAAG
Molecule: messenger RNA, 662 nt
Organism: Aspergillus japonicus CBS 114.51
Lineage: Eukaryota; Fungi; Ascomycota; Eurotiomycetes; Eurotiales; Aspergillaceae
Exons: 3
Coding region: 1-591 (196 amino acids)
Source: RefSeq, a predicted model, not a curated record